UACAGUGAGGUUUUUGCUGUGAAUUUAGUGUUGUGAAGUUGCAAUGCAAUUACAGAAAAAAGAGCACUAAGAGCAGAGUAUUUUUAUUGGUUUUAUUACCUAUUGGUAUUGCAGCAGUAAAGAAAAUAGUACGGAAAACAAGAACCAGCUGAGGAAAAAAUAGCUUGUGCAAAGUGUGGAAAAUUUUGCGUCUUCCCUUUUUUCGCUGAAUCCAGUCGUGCUAAAACAGAUUUCGGUCAUUGGCAUCAAAAAGUUGUGCGAGUGUAAAUCUGAAAAUUGCUUCACUGGUGCUACCAAAAGCAUAGACACCACUUCUUCGACAUAACCAACCAGUGGUAUUGAAUAGUGUAUCAUAGGCACCGCGUAAAAUUUCCCAAUCAUAGCUUUCUUAAGAAAUCAAACGAAUUGAAGAGAGAAAAUCCCAACACCACCGGUCGGUGCAAAAAUCAAUCAGGAAGCAAUCAUAGUGUGAAAAACGAAAAUAAAAUACAUCGUCCUCGAGUGAAAGAGUUUUUCUCUAAUCUCAAACCACACGUGUAAGAUAGUAGGUGAAGUGAAGAUAAAGGCGAAGAAAACAUACGGCUCAAGUGAGUUUGCUAUUUUGGCGGAGCGCGUGAUCUGUGCCCUUUCAGACAGCGUGCAUUAAUCAUCUCGCCUGCAAAAGUUUACCGUCCAUCGUGAAAAGUGUAAACGGUACACGGUACUUGCGCGAAUCCAGAAAGCAAUAAUAUGCCAUUCAUCUCCAAAGAUUGGCGCUCGCCCGGUGAAGCCUGGGUGAAAACCGAAGAAGGUUGGGAAAAGCUGAAAGUUCUGGAAUGUGUCAAACGGAAAAGAUGUAUAUCUGAAUGCAGCAGCUCUAGUGAUAUCGAGAACGAUAUUGAAAAUAGCGACGUAGAAAUACCACCACACUGUCAUAUCACGCUAAAGUGCACCCGAGAAAUUGCCGGUUUCAACGGUUUGGGCGAAGCCGUUCGACGGUUAGACUUCCGCAGCUCCGUUCGAGAUGGACGUCGUUUCAACUAUGUAUGUGCCCUAUUGCGGCAUCUAGUUUCCGGCAAAGGAAUCACUAGUCUUCCCGGUGGGGCUCAACGACUGCUGUUGCAAAUGUUGGAAGAAGUAGCAACAUACGUUAGUGAAUCCCAGCAGAACAUUAACGUGUUGCGUGGCCUUGUGCAGCAAUUGCGUUCACUUGUGAAUCAAGAGAAUCAGAAAUGUUGGGGCAAACCACUGGGGAGCCAGAGUCUUUGGGAAGGGCAUGUGCAAACAAUUCAAAGGAUUCAGAAUAUUGCUAGUCAAAUACAAAUUAAAGAGCCUGGUCCAAAUAUUCGCCCAAAGCUACAUGAUCUGCCAGAAGAAUGUGUUCGGGAAAUUAUUCUUAGGUUAACCGAUUAUAAGGACCUUGAUGCUUCUGCAUCGGCCUGGUCGCUGAUGGCAGCACUGAUCUCCGAACAGCGAGUGUGGAGGGAACUUUCCCAUUAUCACUUUACGAAACAACAAAUACAUGUUAUUUUAGAUAAAAUGUGUCUCCAGGAUACAAAGGAACGCCAUCGAAAUUGGCAAGCCAUUUACCACGCUCUAAGAAAAACAUACGGUGUUCCCGAAGAACUGCAAUAUGCUGAAAUUUUAGCCUUCUGUCGUCUAUGUCGAUGCCUUUUUUGGCCAUCGGCCGGUCAUCCUUGUAUUGUUGAUCAAUAUCCGGAUAUCCGACAGCGUAUCCGGGAAGCUGGCAACGAUGAUAACACUGAGACACAACCUGUGCCACCGGCUCAAUUCCUUAAAUAUUUCUCCUUGUAACUUUCAAAUUUCGAAACACUGUUGCGUAAUUUAUUAAUUGUGGCAAAUUGAGCAAACAUCUAUCUGACGGAGAUAUAAUCGAAACUAAAAAAAAACAUGGAAUUGAAGUUUAUAGGAGAUAUAUUCAGCUUGCCAAUUAUCAGCAGCGUGAGAUAAGCGUUCGAGUUCAAGGUUUUAUAGUUGACCGAGCCGAAACAUCACAAAACAUACAAUAACCAUUACAUACUACACGAUUUUAUGGGCAAAAGAAAAGUAUAUUUUCAAUAUAUGGUUUUAUGGAUGGUGCUCAAACGAUGCUGGUCUCAAAGAAAAUUUACUGUCAAUGACAUUUAUCGAUUAUGGAUAUCCAAUUUGAACGCCACAACGAAUUUGUUAUUUACAGAAUCUAUUGUCUGAGAGAUAUGCUACUAAUCAGAUCAGUAAUGCUACUAAUGUAUUUACACUAUUUAAAUGCAUACCAAUAUGCAAUACAUAUGAUAAUUACUCAUUAGAAUUUACCUUUUUAUCGAUUUGAUUUUAAGAGUUGUUCCUAACACGUCUCGGAAACCGCAAUAAACAUCGAACGGUUCGAUGGUAGUUGUUUUAGUUGUAGCAACCCGAAUGAUCACUGUGUUUUUUUACUUUUAAAAUUAAAUAUUAGAAAGUAAAAUGUCAGCUUAAAAAUAAAAAAUACUUUUUAUGUGUUUUAAAUUUACUGUAUGGAUGAAACAGGGUAACAUUUUUUAAUGCAAACAUAUUUCUCAUUUUGAUCGUGAGAUUGUUAAAAACGGAUAGAAUUUAGUAUACAUAAUACGGCUCUUAGACGAUUUCAUCACGCCUGAAAAUAUUUUAGCUGCAUUUUUAUAUCACGAUCAUUUCUUGUGCAUUUUACAUUUCCCCAAAAAUAAAGUAUUUCUGUAGAAACUAAAACAACGCAACCAACAUUAACCGUUCGAAAGUUUGUGAUAUACAAUACUGUCAACACCAUGCAACCUUUCAAGCGACAAAGGACAUGGUUUAACCGUAAAGUUUAACAAAAUUUUCUAUCAAUUUCAGUUCUGUAGUGAGAAAUCGAACUGGUGAAAUGUUUCAAUUUAUAAGUACAUCUUAAUAAGCAAAAUAUGUGAUAAAUAUAACAUGGAAAAUCUCUCCAAAUCAAACACGUACUAAAGUCAAUAUCGGCAGCACAACAAAGUUAUAACCACUAAUUUGUGCUUCCGAUAUAUAAUUUUUCUAAUCAUAACUAUUAGAACAAAUAUUGCUGCUCUCCUUUUUUGGAUGUUAUUUUACUACUCUACUUUAUAUCUCUAUUCAAGACUUCAAAUAAAAACUGUGUAUUUAUAAUCGUUACGACGAAAGAUCGUCAAGCUUGGUCACAACUGAAGCUUUUCGGAUAGUAAUGAAACAGUGAGGGCUAAAGCCAGGUAAACCACGAUAAAUUCUUUUGUGCUAGUUAGUUUACACAUAAAAAAAAACAAUUAUGUAAAAAAGUUCCUUUAUGUAACACCGAGAAAACUGUGUCGAGAAUCCAGUAGUCGCACAGCGAGUUCAAUGUUGUACUAUCUCUGUGCUUUUAUAGUUAUGAGUCAAGCAAGAUAUAUGCAUUAUUUCUUUGAUUUCAGUUCACAAUUUAAUUCCUACGCGUGAACAACUUUGCACUAAUUAACUAAGUGUCCAGCACACACAUAACCACCAAAACAUGUUUUGUGUAUUAUAGAACUAGUAGAACAAAAAAAAACAAAAAUUCAUAUACCAAUACAAAAUCGGUUGCGCAAUCAACAGGCCCCAAUCGUAGAAUUCCUAACCGUUUGCAAUGAUUACCAAUUUAGGAAUGAGGACAGCUAAAACAUGGCAGGCUAAAAAUUGCUAUAACUAAUCGAAGCACAGAACACUAUGUUGAAGCAGCAAAAAUUAAAAAAAAACGAAAAAGAGAUUAAUAUUAAUAAUAUACAUACUAUGUAUUUCAUAUACGAAAAAACAUCA
Messenger RNA from Sabethes cyaneus, 3756 nucleotides. RefSeq names its product F-box only protein 25. The transcript is spliced from 6 exons. Gene Ontology annotation, biological process: protein ubiquitination. The record is from RefSeq and is a predicted model, not a curated record. NCBI's taxonomy places the organism in Eukaryota, Metazoa, Arthropoda, Insecta, Diptera, Culicidae. The coding region runs from base 730 to 1794 and encodes 354 amino acids. Gene Ontology annotation, molecular function: protein binding. Gene Ontology annotation, cellular component: nucleus; SCF ubiquitin ligase complex; cytoplasm.